Pollicipes pollicipes is the source of this 1067-nucleotide messenger RNA. RefSeq names its product high mobility group protein DSP1. NCBI's taxonomy places the organism in Eukaryota, Metazoa, Arthropoda, Thecostraca, Pollicipedomorpha, Pollicipedidae. The coding region runs from base 103 to 681 and encodes 192 amino acids. The record is from RefSeq and is a predicted model, not a curated record. The transcript has 4 exons.
UAGACUUUGUACGCAGCGGCCUGGCGGCUGUUGUGUGGUGGAAGCUCCAUAGGGUUGCAUUGGGAAUCGGUGGCUCAGGAAAAGCUUUGAUCCGCUGCAAACAUGCCUCGUGCCAAGGCGGAUAAACCCCGUGGGCGUAUGUCCUCGUACGCCUACUUCGUGCAAACAUGCCGUGAGGAACACCGCAAAAAGCACCCGAAUGAAGCCAUUGCGUUCUCAGCGUUCUCUAAGAAGUGCUCUGAGCGAUGGAAGGUGAUGAGCGACAAGGAGAAGAAACGCUUCGUUGAUAUGGCCGACAAAGACAAGACGCGCUAUGAGGCUGAGAUGAGGACCUACGUUCCUCCUCCCGGUGGCAAGAAAGGCAAGGGAAAGCGUAGGACCAAAGAUCCGAACGCUCCCAAGCGCGCUUUGUCGGCGUUUUUCUGGUUCUGCAACGAUGAAAGACCGGCACUGAGGGCUGCCCACCCAGAUCACAGCGUCGGUGACCUGGCGAAAGCACUUGGCAAGAAAUGGGCUGAGACCGACGAAGCGGCCAGGCGCAAGUUCGAACUAAUGGCCGAGAAGGACAAAGCGAGAUAUAGCCGGGAGAUGGCUGCGUACAAGAGCGGUGCGGCGAGCAAGGCUCCUCCGGAAGACGAUGAAGACGAGGAGGAUGAGGACGACGAAGAUGAUGACGAGUAAUAGGGGGUUUGUGGCGCGCUCCGACGCGCGCGCACGUGCGUGUACAAACGCUAGACAGUUGUUCAGGAGAUCUUGGGGCGGGCGUGGUGACCUCGAGUUGAACGGGCGUUUUCAGAGGCGCGCCGGCGACAUUGGACAGGAAAGUCGGCUCCCGUGCCGUCCUCACCACCCGGAACGGCUGGUCCUCGGUCUGGGCCUAUUUAUUUAACUAGAGGCCGCCUUCAUCUGCGCCGUCCGCCGGAGCGGGACUGCACCGCCAGACGCGCGAUAGUCGCAGUUCCCGCUACGCGCCCGAUGACAUCAUUGCAUUUUACUCAUCAGUUAGUUUCGACGUGCAUAGAUCAUAGUUUCGCCUGGUCUCAUCAGAAUAAACCUUCUGAAAAUGA